Messenger RNA from Colletotrichum phormii, 1020 nucleotides. RefSeq lists its product as uncharacterized. The record is from RefSeq and is a predicted model, not a curated record. The coding region runs from base 227 to 838 and encodes 203 amino acids. Lineage: Eukaryota; Fungi; Ascomycota; Sordariomycetes; Glomerellales; Glomerellaceae. The transcript has a single exon.
ACGGAUAUCUCUUGGCGAUACACUUACAAGCUGUGGGGGGUUGUCUCAAACAAUCAUUCACUUUGAUCCGAAAGACUUCCUUUUCGCUGGGAAUCAGGCAGACAUAUCGCAAAGAGCGAGGGAAUCUCGUUCAAACAGGGAGGCGCAGCAGAUUGGAGGAGCAAAGAGGAGACGGAGAGUCGGACACAGAAAAACCCAUUAAAGUCUCUUGAGGGGAGGGAACGCCAUGGAGGGCCCAAGGCCAAGGGCAUCCGAGAAGUUUCUCAAAAUGACGGCGCCAACAAACACAACAGCAUCCACGACGAAACCACAACAGCAGCAACAGGUCUACGAAUCUGGCCUCGAAGUAGUCGAAUCAAACGCCUGGAAUCGCAACGAUAUCCACCUCCCAGAAGUCUCACCCUACAACCAGUCGGAAGCCAAGACCACAACCUUCCCCGAGGUCGCAGACGACCCGUUAUCGUGGCAUCACUACCACAAGCAGAACCCCAACCUCGAGGUCUCGUCCUCGCCGUCCAUCACUUCCGCGGCGCCGCAUUACUAUGCCGCUGCGGGCCAGCAGCAUCCCCCCGGGUAUCACCAGCCGCCGCCCGGAUCGCCGGGGUACGGGUCCGGUAAAGGGAAGGCCAAGAUGUGUGGGAUGCGCAGGAAGGUGUGCUACAUCGUCAUGGGCGUCGCCAUAGUCCUCGUCGUGGCAGCCAUCGCCGUCGGCCUCGGAGUAGGCUUGGCGAUGAAGAAGAGCGGUUCGGGCAACAAGUCUUCGUCAGGGUACGUUCCUCUUGUUCAAACAUCACUUUCAUCUCACUUCCUCCUGCCUUUCGUCCAUCUCCUCAGAUGAUCACGUACCCGAAGUCUCAUUGCAGUAACAACCCAAGCAGCAACUCAACAACAACCCCAGCAACAUCAACCAAAAACGCAACAAUCAUCUGCCCUGCGGCAGACAACGCAACCUACUCCUCCCCCGACGCCCCCAAACGCACCUUCCGCAUGAUCUGCGGCCACGACUUCAACUCAGCCGAC